Anopheles aquasalis is the source of this 2258-nucleotide messenger RNA. RefSeq names its product KIF-binding protein-like. Gene Ontology annotation, biological process: central nervous system projection neuron axonogenesis; microtubule cytoskeleton organization; neuron projection maintenance. The record is from RefSeq and is a predicted model, not a curated record. Lineage: Eukaryota; Metazoa; Arthropoda; Insecta; Diptera; Culicidae.
AUGAAAAUUAAUAAGGAAACCCUGUCGGAUAUAAGGGAGGAGUACGAGAAGGCGCACCGGCUGAUUAACGAGGAAAGCGAGAACGAUCCACCCACGGAACCGUUCCGUUCACACUACAGCGCCCGCGAUGUCCUGAACGCGGCGCUGCGAAAGGUGAAAACUCUGGCCGAGGCGCUGGAUCCAGCAUCGGAAGCGGCCACCACGGUACGAUGUAUUCGGGCAACCAUACUCAAGGACCUCGCCAAGAUUAGCACCUUCGUCGAGGAAUCCAACGGAGAGGUGCUGUUGAACGAGGCGCUCGAGCUGAUCGAAGCUGAUCGUGGCAAGGAACCGGCGCUGAACGUGCACAUCGAAAUUCUCAACGAGAUCGCUAUCAUGUGCUGCAACAAUUUGGCAAUUCCUAAUUGCUCAGAAUCCAAGGUGUUUCUGGACCAGGCAAAGGAUAUUUACGCGGAUGCUAAGGAACGCGAGCUUGAGCCGCUCACGAUCGCUGGCCUGUUUGGCAGCAAGGAGGAAGUGGAAAAGGGGAAAGCAUUGAAGCUGCUGGAAUCGAACCACACCCUCACCCUGUACUAUUUGGCGCAGGUGUUUGGUUUCCUGGACAACGAGUUGGAGAAGGCACGCUACUGCUGCAUCACACUGAAGCGCCAGCUGGAGUACAACGAAUAUGAGCAUGUAGACUGGAUACUGAAUGCGUCCACCCUAUCGCAAUAUUAUUAUGCACGGAAUCAUCUCACUCAAGCACGGCACCUUCUGGCCGCCAGCACGUACAUGCUGCACCGGUAUGAAGCGGAAGUCGUUGAGAAGAUCACCAAUCCGGAGGAGCGAGCCGAAAAGGAGGAAAACCUACGCCAUGGCAUGGCAGAUAUCGCGCGCUGCUGGGCUAAAUACGGGCUGCACAUCUUGCGCGCAUCCCAUGAGCGGCUCAGUAAGGAAGACGAUUGCGAUGAGGAGGGAACAAAGGAGCCUCCGCUGACACCGGUGCGGAAGAUGGAGCGAUUCGUGGGCCUCGAGCUCGGUCGUUACGAGGAUCAGGCCCCCGAUGAGUUCUGCGUUACGUUUGACGAUGCAGAGCUGGUGAUGCUGAACUCGUUAUCGUGGCUAAACAAGGCCAAGGAGUACUACACCAAGGAAUCGGAGGCCAUCCAAUACACGGACAUCGUGCAUGAUGUCGCCCUUCUCUAUCGGCAUCUUUCGUUCUUCACAGCAGACGAGGGAAUCCAAUACAAGCUGCUGAAACGAAAUGUGAAUCAGCUGGAAGAGAUCAUUGAUAUUCUGAAUCCCACCUACUACCAAAGCAUAUGCAGAUCGAUCUGGUACGAGCUGGGACUGACCUAUUACAUGUUGAACAUAAGAUUCGGUCAGAUGCACGACCUGCAGUCAACGGAGCUACCGACACGGCACACGGUAAAUAAGAUCAACCGAAUGUGCGGUAAGAGUAUACAGAACUUUAAAAAGUUUCUCACUUCUUACAACGUCCCACUGGAUACGCUGCAACUGCCGGCCAGCGUUGAGGAAGGCGAAAUGCCACCCAUGCUCAACGCUCUCUUGCUCAUUGGCCGGCUGCACUAUCGGAUCAUCACGCCCGAUAAACGGCUUAAGCUGAAAAGCACUGAAAACAGUCUACUGUAUUACGGCCAGUUAGUCGAGUGGUGCAAGGAGGAGCGCACGAAAUCAAUGUUCUUACCGGAGAUGGAAAUUGGAAAGCAGUUAAUUAGCAAGGUGCGCGUUAAGAUCGAAAAAUUGAAAGCAGAGAUCGCUCAAUGAGUGCCGCCGCUUACGCUUAAACUUUGUUAAUUUAUUGUACAAUGGGAAAUGGUUUUUUUUUAUUCUUUCAUCAAGUAUUCUAAUUUUGAAAUGUUGUAUUCAGAGCAUAAUCGUUCCCCUAGUUCUAAAAAAAAUAUUUUUUGCAACAUUAUGUUACACACUGUACAGAGAGGGCUUUUAUGUAUGUUAUCGCUCCUGGCGGAGCUUUUUGGCGUUUUUCGCUUGCUUUCAAAAAUAACGGAAAGUGAUAGUAUUUAUAAUUUAUAAUUUUCUGUUCAGUUAUCUCAUUUUUCGAUUUAAUAUUUAUGUGAUAGCACUUAGUGCGAUAGCAUAGGGCAAAGGUACAAAAACGCAAUCGAAAUGCACACGAACCUAUAGAUAAGUUCCACAGAAGAUGAAAUUCCUCAUCAUUCAGCCAGCACGAGGAAUGUGAAAGCAAACCGGUGCCCUGUUGCACAUUUCUCCGGUGGAAAAAAAAAGUGAUCGUUGCA